Molecule: messenger RNA, 1728 nt
Organism: Lachancea fermentati
Lineage: Eukaryota; Fungi; Ascomycota; Saccharomycetes; Saccharomycetales; Saccharomycetaceae
Source: the annotation of a GenBank genome assembly
AUGCUGAAGCUCAGAAGCAGCCAAUGGUUUUGUAGAAGUAUACUGAGAAGCACGCGACCUACGCAAUGCUUAUAUCCAGUUACCGCGCUGAGAAGCCAUUUCUCUGGGAGUAUGAACAUUCGGUAUAAAUAUGGCGGUGUGCGAUGGAAUUCCAAUGAGCGAACGAAAAAUACUGAUGCAGCAAAGCAGACCAAACCAAACCCUUACAAAUUCAUUACCGAACGUGAUCGUCUUUUAGUGCAGGCAACAAGUAUUUUAGAAAAGCUCAAGAUAAAUCUAAAAUGGACACUCACGCGAUCAAUGAAACCGUUCAGCACCGACGACAUUAGCGCAUUUGUCUCCUGGGUUCUCGUGAGCAACGUGCUGCUGAUCAUUUUGGGUACAACAACUUUUGCAUCCUUAGUCAUAUAUCUCAUCAACACGGUUUUUGCUCAAGAAUAUGUUGCGACACAUGUUGGUAACUUUCUCACCAAAAAUAGCCCUCUUUCCAUUGUGUUUGAAAACGCUAUUGUACCUGACUGGUCUUCAGGGAAGAUAUGUUUUAACAAGGUCUUUGUGUCAAGGAGGCCCAAAAUUUCACACAGCUUUACCAAGGGUUCUCAAGAAGAGGCGGUGGAAAGGGCAAAGCUCGCCCUAAGUGAGAGAAUCCUCGUCAGUAGAGAGGAUUUUGAUGAUGGCAACUACACCCAAUUCGAUCUUACAAUGGAUCAAGUUGAAAUUUCUCUAAGUUUUAGCAGGUGGAUUAACGGUAAGGGCAUUCUGGAUGAGGUAACCAUCAAUGGACUACGUGGGGUUGUUGACAGGACUCAUGUUCUGUGGAAGAAGAACGAUGACCCACGUAAUUAUUUGAAUGUUCAUCAGCCUGGCGAUUUCGAGAUAACCAGUUUCAAGAUGAACGAUGUUCUCUUUACACUAUAUCAACCGAACGGGUUCAGGCCUUUCCAAGUGAGUAUAUUCAAUUGCGAACUACCACAAUUAAGGAAACAUUGGCUUUUCUUUGACUUCUUAAACGCUAAUAGUAUAAGUGGUACCUAUGAUAACUCAAUGUUUUCCAUACACAAGAAAUACAAGGUUGACGAAUCACAGGACUCGUCCGCAUGGAAAAAAGUCACCCGAAUGCGGGUUGACAAUUUGAAUGUGGAUCAUUUGAAUGCUGGUGUGCAAGGUCCCCUUGGGUGGAUUACUGAAGGACAGGUCGACAUGGUUGGUGAUAUAUUACUCCCGGACAAAGAUCCAAACCCCUCUCAACUUCAAGAAAUCAUCUCUGUCAUCGGUGUCCGAUUAUUGAAAGAAGCACAACGUCAUUCAUUUAUCUUAUUGCCAGAGCCAUUUCAACUUCCGGAGCAAAAAGAUAUCGAUCCUCAACAGUAUUUCAUCAUGGACUUCUUUCUAAAGCUUCAUAACGUCAAAGCAGAAGUACCACUAUUCACCAAUGAGCUGAGCUACAUAAAUAGUGCCCUUAUAAGACCAACUGUUGGUUAUAUCAAUUCCAGGAGAACCUACAUUCCGAUCAAAUGUCGUGUGGUCAAAAAUAUCUCCGAUUUUGAAGGGUCGUGGACUAUUUACGAUUGUCUUUUAAUGGAAGAUCUGAGCGCAGAAGUUUACGAUGCUUUCGCAAAAUAUGUUGCUGAUGAUAACAGGAAGAGUCUACGAAUGAAGCGCGUGGGAUUUUGGUCACUUCAAAUAUUGAUACAAUUGAUUCUUGUCAGCCUAGGAUCUAUAGCAUAG